Molecule: messenger RNA, 1494 nt
Organism: Ipomoea triloba (trilobed morning glory)
Lineage: Eukaryota; Viridiplantae; Streptophyta; Magnoliopsida; Solanales; Convolvulaceae
Product: S-adenosylmethionine decarboxylase proenzyme
Exons: 1
Coding region: 189-1283 (364 amino acids)
Biological process (GO): spermidine biosynthetic process; spermine biosynthetic process
Cellular component (GO): cytosol
Molecular function (GO): adenosylmethionine decarboxylase activity
Source: RefSeq, a predicted model, not a curated record
UGAUAUUCCUAAAUUGCUCUUCUUAUCACGUCUCUUCAAGGCGUGGUGUUGUUAGGAUUUCAUUUUUUUGCAUUGUUAACCCUCGCACUCCUUUUCUUCUUUGUUUUGCUGUCUCCUUGUUUUUGUUCGUCCGAGGCUCUAAUUAUUGUCCACCCAAAGAAUUGUUUUCGGUCUGAGUAUUUCACAUUAUGGAAAUGGCGUUGCCUGUGUCUGUGUCUGCUAUUGGAUUUGAAGGGUAUGAGAAAAGGCUCGAGAUUGUGUUUUCUGAACCUGGCAUUUUUUCUGAUCCUGAUGGAAAGGGCCUUCGAUCGCUUUCCAGAGCUCAAUUGGAUGAGUUUCUUGGCCCUGCUGAGUGUACGAUAGUUUCUUCACUGUCGAAUGAGUUUGUGGACUCUUAUGUCCUCUCUGAGUCGAGCCUCUUUGUUUAUCCUUACAAGAUCAUUAUCAAAACUUGUGGAACGACGAAAUUGCUUCUUGCUAUCCCGCCUAUUCUGAAGUUGGCGGAAACCCUUUCUCUUUCAGUGCAGUCUGUGAGGUACACCCGUGGAAGCUUCAUUUUCCCCGGGGCUCAGUCGUUUCCUCAUCGUAGCUUCUCCGAAGAAGUUGCUGUCCUCGAUAGCUACUUUGGUAAUCUUGGCUUGGGAAGCCAGGCUAUUGUCUUGGGCCAGUCUGAUGGCCCGCAAAAGUGGCAUGUUUACACUGCUUCGGCUGUUGCAAUGCUGUCAACGAAACCUGUUUACACAGUCGAAAUGUGCAUGACUGGUUUGGAUCACGAGAAGGCCCGUGUGUUUUACAAGAACGAAACGUGUUCUGCUGCUCUCAUGACGGUUAACUCUGGCAUAAGGAAGAUCCUCCCCGAGUCUGACAUCUGUGAUUACGAGUUUGAUCCGUGUGGCUAUUCCAUGAAUUCUAUCGAAGGAGCUGCGCUCUCUACCAUUCACGUGACACCGGAAGACGGUUUUAGUUAUGCGAGCUUUGAAGCUGUUGGAUACGAUCUGGAAGCGGUGAAAGUGUCAACGAUGAUUGAGAGGGCGUUGGGAUGUUUUGAACCGAGCGAAUUUUCUGUCGCUGUUCAUGCUGAUGUUGCUGGUAAGCUGCUCGACCAGAAUUGCUCCCUUGACGUUAAAGGCUAUUGCCUCGGGGAGAAAAGCGUUGAAGAGUUUGGGAUUGGCUGUGGUUCUGUUAUCUACCAGAAGUUUGUUAGGACUGCUUUUGCCUGUGGUUCACCAAAGUCUGUUCUUCAAAGCUGCUGGAAACAGGAGGAUAAAGAAGAAAAGCAGUAGUGUUGAGGGUUUUUCUUUUUCGUUUUGUGUUUUAAGAAGUCUUGUUGUUCAUCCCUGUUGCAUUGAUGUUAUUGUGUUUCUGCUGAAUAAUGUUGUUGUGUGCAGUCCAAUUAGUUGGCCUGUGGACAAGGAAACAGUUUGUGUAUUGCCAUACUGGUUAAGCUUUCUUAUGAAGUCUUGAAUGUUGUUAUGAACAUCAGUUUGUGUCUUU